Messenger RNA from Apis mellifera (honey bee), 4765 nucleotides. It is a transcript of the gene pHCl-1, whose product is annotated as ligand-gated ion channel pHCl. The transcript has 16 exons. Lineage: Eukaryota; Metazoa; Arthropoda; Insecta; Hymenoptera; Apidae. The coding region runs from base 778 to 2472 and encodes 564 amino acids. Gene Ontology annotation, molecular function: transmembrane signaling receptor activity; neurotransmitter receptor activity; chloride channel activity. Gene Ontology annotation, cellular component: membrane; synapse; neuron projection. Gene Ontology annotation, biological process: regulation of membrane potential; chloride transmembrane transport; signal transduction. The record is from RefSeq and is a predicted model, not a curated record.
AUUGAAAAUAUUUAUAGUCGAAACAGUGUAACGAGAUCGAAGAGUAAAAAAAAACUAGUGCGAAUUUUAGAUAAAAGCCAAUCGUUUCGCGAAACAAUAGUUCUAGCAGCAGAAGAGGUGUCGAAUGAUUCGUUAGUUUCGUUGGUUCACGAUAGUUCGGCGGUGCGUCGGUCUGGUGUCUAGUGAGCCGGCUGGUCGAGGGGUGGCGGUGUAGUAGUAUCGCGCCGAAACAACCCUCAGUCUAAAAGUUAUCGCGGUCGGGUGUGUGUCUCUCUGUUGACGUCUUUCUGUGCGACUAUUUUCCGCAUACAUUUAUCUAACUACGUUUCUCUCGAUUGUGUUACAUCCUGGACUUGAUCUCGGAUGGCCUUCCCGAAUCUCACAGUGCGGUUCUUUUUCAAUCCGACGGAUAGAAGGUCAGGUUAAUUUUUGAAACGAAUUGACGAAUCAGCGACCAAGUUUCUAAACGGACGCGUUACCAGAGAGCAUCAUUUCGGAAACUUUGUCGGAAAGAAGACGUACCGUGUAGGUGUAGGAUUAAAUAAGGAGUUAACAAGCUACAAAGAACAGUAUGACAGUUGCGAGCGGCCGACGCUCGAAACGAUACGCGAGCCACUGAAGAGAAGGGAGGAUCCUUUGCCCGGGGAAGCGGACGAGAAGUGGUAAGCAAGAAGAUGAGAGUCCGUGAAAGUUGAAGUAAAAACCUACACAACGAAUAGCAACAGUCUGCCUCGUCCAUUGCGACCAGCCACAUAUCUCACGUUAAGAUGACAUAGAAUGGGUUGGGUGGCGCUAGGGCGGUGUGCGGGUGGUGGCGGCCGCCUCUCGUCCGUCCUCUCGCUGUCUCUCACCUCCCUCGCAAGCUCCCUCAUCUUCACCAUCCUCUGUAUCCUCACACUUGCCCUCACUCUUGUCACUCUCGUGCGUGCCGAGGACAUCUUCGAGGACGGCAAGUCGGACAAGGAGAUCCUGGACAACCUGCUGCUGUCGACCCGUUACGACAAGCGGCUUCUACCCCCGGUCCAAGAUGCGGAUUUCUGCUGCGGAAUGCGAUGGCCAGGUGACGCCACCGGCCUGUCGAACCGGUCGUCGACCUCCUCUAACGACCCCAAGAACCAGUACAAGAACCAGAACAAUAACCACUACACGUCGCACCAACACCUUCGCACCCACCUUCGCGGAACCUUGACCGUGAACGUGAGCGUGCUGUUGCUAAGUUUGGCUUCCCCAGACGAGUCCAGUUUGAAAUACGAGGUGGAGUUCUUGCUGCAACAACAAUGGUACGACCCGCGAUUACGAUACAGCAACCGGUCCCAAUAUGAAUUCUUGAACGCUAUUCAUCAUUACGAUGAUAUCUGGUUGCCGGACACGUACUUCAUAAUGCACGGAGACUUCAAGGACCCGCUCAUACCUGUUCACUUCGCCCUACGUAUAUAUCGCAACGGCACGGUCAACUAUCUUAUGAGGCGUCAUCUCAUCCUGUCCUGCCAGGGUAGACUCAAUAUCUUCCCCUUCGAUGACCCACUGUGUUCAUUUGCGAUCGAGAGCAUAUCGUACGAACAAACGGCGAUCACGUACGUGUGGAAGAAUGACGAGGGUACGUUGCGGAAGAGUCCUAGUCUAACGUCGUUGAACGCAUACCUCAUUAAGAACCAGACAAUCACGUGUCCGAUCAAAGUAAGCUGGAGAGCUGACGGACAGAUCAUGGUCGACUACGAGGACGAGUUCGAUGAGUUUGGGGACUCAAAGUGUUCGCUGUGCCAGCGCAGAUUUGAGGAGCAAGGUAACUACAGCUGCCUGAAGGUGGAUCUGAUUUUUACACGAGAUCGUGCCUUCUACUUCACAACAGUCUUCAUCCCGGGUAUUAUUUUGGUGACCAGCUCGUUCAUUACCUUCUGGCUUGAGUGGAACGCGGUACCGGCGCGAGUAAUGAUCGGUGUGACGACGAUGCUCAACUUCUUCACGACAUCGAACGGUUUCCGCUCUACGCUGCCCGUCGUGUCAAAUUUAACUGCCAUGAACGUGUGGGACGGCGUGUGUAUGUGCUUCAUCUACGCCAGUUUGCUCGAAUUCGUCUGCGUGAAUUACGUUGGCCGUAAACGGCCGAUGCACAAUGUCGUCUAUCGCCCCGGGGAGAAUCCUGUCACCCAGCGGCUCCCAGCGGUGCUCAGCAGGAUAGGGAUAAUAUUGGCCAGCCCCUUGACCCUGUCGCAGGGUAAAAAGAAGCGAGAGGGCGGUCCGCCGACCGGAGCCACGACAGGGCCGAACGAGAUCGUAACCUGCACCAAUUGUGGGCCCAACCCUUGCACGCACACGACAACCAAUGGAUGCACGGCCGAGCUGAGGAAAAAGGAACCGCCGCAUCCUAUAAGAGUGGCGAAGACGAUCGACGUGAUAGCAAGAAUCACCUUCCCGGUCGCCUACUUCAUGUUCCUCACGUUUUUCUUCAUCCACUACAAAGGCACUUCGUAGACCGACACGAGCGGAGGAGGCAAACAAACAAACAAACACACACACACAGAACCGGGGACAUUCAACCGCGGGACAUUCAUCAAAUACGAGACACGUGUUUCUCUUUUUUUCACGUGACGACGACGACUUUAUUUCAAUAAUCGAUUAAUUAAAUUCGGGGGAGGAGAGAGCCGGGGAGAGCAAGCAACGUUGUUGAACGUGGUUGGAAAAUGGUGUCUUUCUUGUCUCCGCUCGGGGGAAAAAAAAGAAAGAGAAACAUUGGUCGGAAGAGAGAGAAGAAAGGAAAAGAAAGGAAAGGAAAGAGAAAGUGUUUCGAAAAAUCGAUACUUUCGAAAGCAAAGUUGAUGUCGCGUUAAAUAACGUUUUGUGGAAAAAAAAAAUAAAAAAGUAUAGAACGCGUAAAAGAUCAGCUUAAAAGAGCGAAGGAUCGUAUUAGCUCGUCUUGGCUUUGAAAGGAAGAGGAAAAAAAAAAAAGAAACGAAGAGCAGAGAAACUGGCUCGAAUUGAUGGAGACACUCGCCUCUUCCUCAUCUUUUUCUCACAUGUGAUAAUUCUUCUUAAAAGCACUCUCUUUAUCGAAAAAAAAAAAAAGAAAAAAAAGCUUAAGUCCGACGAAUAAUAAUCGACAAAAGGCAUACAGACGAUAGUGAUAGAGAGCGAGAGAGAGAGUGAGAGAGAGAGAGAAAGCAUGUGCAUGCAUGGCGCGCGAAUGCUGAGCGUGAAUGAGAGGGAGAGAUAGAUAGAAAGAAAGAAGAGAGAGAGAGAGCGAAGAACGUGAUUUUUACGAUAUUUUCUUCUACUUAUCGGAUAACGACGUCACUAAUUCGAGGAUGCUUUUGAAAACUAGCUGAAAAGAAAAGAAAAGAAAAAAAGGAAAAAAAAAAAAAGAAAUCAAAUUUACUUAUUAUAACUUAAGGAAUGUUAUUAUAUAUAUACUUGUAAUCUCACUAUAUAUAAAUAGGUAAGGUCGAUGUAAGUGUCGUCCAUGAAAUCGCUAACUCGUGAUUCGCCUUUUACUUAAAUAUCGACCUUUUUUCUGUACUUUAUCGAUUACGAUUACCGUGGCAAAAACAAAAAAUCAACCGUGAUUGCAAGUUAUAUAGUCUCUUAUAUUCGUAGACCUUUGAACGAAAAGGAGGAAGAGAAAAAAAAAAUAAAAUAAAAUAAAAAAAAAAAUAAAAAAAAGACGUUCGCUUUGAAUUAAGGGAGCAGGGCUGUAAAGCGUAAAUACAAUUCCGUUGUACAAAAAACACGAACACACACACACAAAUCACACGCAUCACAACACACACAUACAUAAGCAUACACAUACACAUACGUACAUAAAUAUGGUUAAUCAAUCGUCGUUUCAUCUAAGCUUUUCACGAGUAGGUAAAACGCGUGCAUAUCCGUGUACGUACGAAAUAAAUAAAUACGUACGAUAUGUAUCUUUUUUCAAUCAUUCAGGGUAGCUUUCGCGGUAAAUAGCUUUUACGAUUUGUAUUCAUCGUACAAUGAUGUAAUGCAUAAUUCAUGCAAAAGCGAGAAAGGAAGGAAGAACGAGUCUUCGACUUGAGAGAAAAAAGAAAAGAAAAGAGAAAGAAAAAGAAAAUUGUAGAAAAUUCGAGUCGAUCCAUUGUACAAAGGAAAAAGAUAUGAUACGAUCCCUCGAUAUUUUUCUUCUUUUUUUUUUUUUUAAUUUCCUCUCAUUUCUCAGACGAAGAAAUUCGGAUAAAAUAUAAAAUACAAUAAUCGAAUUGGUCGAAUCGAAAUCAAAAAUGGAUGGAACGAAAAUAUAGAUAAAAGUAAAAGAAAGGAAGAAAAAAAAUAUGAAACGUGAUUCCAGAUCAUUAACGUUUAAUUCGAAUGAAUUCUGGGUACAUUUUUUCUAUAUUGAUUACUAUUAUUAUUGUUAUUGUUGUUAUUAUUAUUAUUGUUAUUAUUAUUAUUAUUAUUAUCAUCAUCAUCAUCGUCGUUAUCAUCGUCAUCAUCUCGAUUAUUGACUAUUAAUAUUCACUAUUGUUAUAUCAUAAAAAGAAUAACUAUUACUACCACCACUAUUACUUAUUAAAAUAACCGCUACUACCGCUAUAAUUACUUAUGUAAAGUGAUUAUCGCUAUUUGUAAACGUAUAUAUUCUUAUUACGAACUUUUUGGCGAGAUUGCAUCGGGCGAGGAGAUAUACAUAUAUAAAUAUAAUAUAAUACCGACUUCGAAUCGAACGUGCCACUUCAAUUCUUCAGCAAUAUCGCGGUGUAAGAAGGGAAAAGGAUAAAAGAAGAGAGAAAAAAAAGAAAAAAGAGAAAAAAAAAAG